Messenger RNA from Theobroma umbraticum, 3381 nucleotides. RefSeq names its product Tetratricopeptide repeat (TPR)-like superfamily protein. Gene Ontology annotation, molecular function: protein binding; RNA binding. Gene Ontology annotation, biological process: RNA modification. Lineage: Eukaryota; Viridiplantae; Streptophyta; Magnoliopsida; Malvales; Malvaceae. The record is from RefSeq and is a predicted model, not a curated record.
UGGACCGUUAAGGCUUGAAAUUGAGAAGGAAGUUUCUAUUCUCCCUCCAAGAAAAUGAGAAACCAUUACCUGUUAAAACUACAUUUCAAACACAUUCAAAAAUCAACAAAUAAACAAGCCUUUAAUUUCUCGACAUUAGUCUCAGCUCUUCUUCCACCAAGAGACCCAUGCUUUUCCCCUAUUGUACCCCGACUCAAAAGGCGCCAAUUGGCCAACCUCCUCCAAAAACUACCUUCCCAAGACAAUCCUAUUUUACACUACAAACGAAUCCAUGCCCAAAUUAUCGUUUCUGGGUUGGAAUCCGACACCUUUCUUACAAACAUUCUCUUGAAUCUUUACUCAAAAUGUAAUAAUUUACGCCACCCGAGUAAACUGUUUGAUAGAAUGCCUGAAAAGAACUUGGUUUCUUGGUCUUCGAUGGUUUCCAUGUAUACCCAACAUGGGUACGAUGAAAAGGCGUUGAUUUUGUUUUUGGGCUUUCGAAGAAGUUGCGAAGAGAGUCCAAAUGAGUAUAUUUUGGCUAGUGUCAUUCGAGCUUGUAUACAGUUGCGGGAUGGAGGUGAAAUGGGAGUUCAGAUUCAUGGUUUUGUAUUUAAGAGUGGUUUUGAUCAAGAUGUUUAUGUGGGGACUUCGUUGGUUGAUUUUUACACGAAAAGUGGGUUUAUAUAUGAAGCGAGAUUGGUUUUUGAUGGUUUAAAGGGGAAGAAUGCGGUGACUUGGACGACAAUGAUAACAGGGUAUGUUAAGAGUGGGAAGGGUGAUGUGGCAUUGCAGUUGUUUAACCAAAUAAGAGAAACUGAUGUUGUGGCAGAUAGAUAUGUGCUGUCUAGUGUUUUGAGUGCAUGUUCAGUGCUUGACUUUGUUGAAGGAGGAAAGCAGGUCCAUUGCCAUGUUUUGAGGAGGGGAGCAGAAAUGGAUGUUUCCGUCAUUAAUGUGCUUAUAGAUUUUUAUUCUAAGCGUGGUAAGUUAAAAGCUGCACGCAGGCUUUUUGAUGAGAUGGUGGUUAGAAAUGUUAUUUCUUGGACUACAAUGAUUGCUGGCUACAUGCAAAAUUCAUUUGACAGGGAAGCUAUGAAGCUGUUUUCUGAGAUGACCAGAUUGGGUUGGAAGCCAGAUGGCUUUGCUUGCACUAGUGUUCUCACGUCAUGUGGUUCACUCGAGGAUCUUGAUCAGGGGAGACAAGUGCAUGCUUACACCAUCAAGACCAAUCUUGAGUCUGAUGAUUUUGUAACAAAUGGUUUGAUAGAUAUGUAUGCAAAAUGCUAUUCACUGAAUGAUGCAAGAAGAGCGUUUGACAUUAUGGGUGAUCAGAAUGUGGUCUCAUAUAAUGCGAUGAUUGAAGGAUACUCAAGUAAGGAGAAGCUAUCUGAAGCAUUGGACUUGUUCCACAACAUGAGACUCAGGUCAUUCUCACCAAGCCUUUUAACUUUUGUUAGCCUUCUUGGUGCAUCAGCUGCAUUAUGUACCAUAGAACUGAGUAGGCAGAUUCAUACCCUUAUCAUCAAAUUUGGGGUAUCUUUGGACAUAUUUGUUGGAAGUUCUCUAAUAGAUGUUUAUUCAAAGUGUUCAUAUGUUAGAGAUGCAAGAUAUAUAUUUGAGGAGAUGAACGAGAAAGAUAUUGUUGUUUGGAAUGCAUUGUUUUUUGGCUAUACGCAACAGUUGGAAAAUGAAGAGGCUCUCAAACUCUUCUCCAAAUUACAACUAUCAAGACAAAAACCUAAUGAAUUCACGUUUGCUGCCUUAAUGACAGCUUCAAGUAACCUAGCGAGUCUCCAACAUGGUCAACAGUUUCACACUCAGCUGAUAAAACAUGCUAUGGACUCUGAUCCCUUUGUCACAAAUGCCAUUAUUGACAUGUAUGCUAAAUGUGGAAGCUUUGAAGAUGCUUGUAAAACAUUUAAUUCUGCCAUUUGGAGGGAUGUUGUGUGUUGGAAUUCCAUGAUCUCAACAUAUGCUCAUCAUGGUGAAGCUGAAGGAGCUCUUGAGAUAUUUGAAAGAAUGCUUAAAGAAGGAAUCAAACCCAAUUAUGUAACAUUUGUUGGUCUGCUCUCAGCAUGUGUGCAUGCAGGGUUUGUAGAGCUUGGACUCCAUCACUUUGAGUCAAUGUCUACAUUUGGAGUUGAAGCGGGGAUUGAACAUUAUGCUUGUGUGGUAUCUCUGUUGGGCCAUGCUGGUAAAUUAUAUGAAGCAAAGGCCUUAAUUGAGGCAAUGCCAAUAAAAACUGCAGCAGUGUUAUGGAGAUCCUUACUUAGUGCAUGUAGGAUUGCUGGUAAUGUUGAAUUGGGAAAAUAUGCAGCAGAAAGGGCAAUUUCAAUUGAUCCAAUAGAUAGUGGUUCAUAUACUUUACUUUCAAAUAUUUUUGCAUCUAAAGGUAUGUGGGCAGAUGUUAAGAGGGUGAGGGAGAGAAUGGACUUAGAAGGUGUACUUAAAGAACCUGGGUGUAGUUGGAUUGAAGUUAAUAAUGAGACUAAUGUGUUUAUUGCAAGGGAUAGAACUCAUCACGAGGCCAAUUUAAUAUACUUAGUUCUGGACAAUUUGAUUAUGCAUAUCAAGGGUGCUGGAUAUGUGCCUGAUAUUGCUAACACUCCUGAUAAAUGAUUGAGAUGAGAUCUGGUGGGAAUAGCAUAACUGACAAAUGGAUUCUUUGAAGUUCUUUGUUAUGCAGCUCAUCCUAUAUAUCGAGCUUCAAGUGACAUAUUAUGCAUAAUAAGGGGCUUGAUAUGUGCCUUUUAUUGCCAAACUCUUGAUACAGAGUUGGGAUGACCUUGUGCCUACAGUGUAGCUGACAAAUAAGUUUGAAGUUCUUUGUUAUGCAGCUCACUCUAAAAACUGAGCUCAAAGGGACAUCUAGCAGACUACCAGACUUUAGUAUCUUUUGGCAAUUCAAAGUUGUUGCUUUGAGAUAUAAGCUGGUGCAAUUUCUCAAUCUUUUAGGGUGUGCUAUCAAGGGUGUUUUACUUUCCUUGCUUGGCAGCCAUGGCCAUCUGGAUGCGGCUAGAGUAGUUUAAAUGCAGAGAUGCUGCAAUUACCUACUGAUGGAAUUACUACUUCAGAGAGGAUUUGAGGAAUUAAUAAUAGGAUUGGAGAAGAGAGGGGCUUUAGAAAGAAAGUUUUGUUCUUCACAGAUGAGCAACAAGGAGGUACACAAAACACGUUGGUACUCACUGCCCUUGCUUAACUUAAUUAUGUCCACAUUGUUUUAUGUAUUUGAUCAUUACUUUCCACUAAUUUGUGAGCUCAAGGUUAAAAUAGCCAAAGAGGAAGAAAAUUCUGAGUUUGUUGGAUGUAUAUAUGAUGGGACUAUAAGGAUAAGACUUGCUGAACUUAGACUUUCAAAGUCAAGGUAUCAGAAUGAGUGCAAAAGUAGUGCUUCUGUGGCAG